AUGCGGAUGAAAGGGUUGGCCUGCCCGUGCCCUGCCCUACCCAACUUCUUGGAGCUGGGGGCCUGCUUAAUGGCUGAGGCUUCCCGGACUCAGGCGUCAGGUCAAGGGCCUCCUAUCAACAUCCAGUUCCUUCGCGCCCAGUAUGAAGGUCUGAGGAGACAGCAGAGGACCCAGGCCCACCUGAUGGUGUUUCCUAAAGAAGGGGCCAUGCUUACUCCAGCUGAAUCGAUGACCAGUGCUGUUUGGAUUAACAAGGGGAGAAAGAGCUCACUGUCCCCGGAUGAGACUGACUCUGAGGUUGAGGGGACAUUGGAGGAAGUGGACAGAAGCUGCCAUCAGGCUCCUGAGACUCCAUGGCACACAUACCUAGAGAUGCACCGCUUGGUUCAAACCCUCCAUCUGGAAGCCAGCCACCAAGGGAACCGCAAGGGCUCCCUUGUAGAGUCAGAACCCAGGCUCUCUCCAGAAGGAGACCCUAACAUGUUGGAAAACAAUCACAAGACUCAUCAAGAAGCCAAAAUCCCAGAGGUGGCCCAGGGUCAAGGUCAGGAGGAUAGUAUCCCAUUACAGGCAGCGGGCUCCAGUUUACAAGCCAGCAUCCAGCAUCUUCCUUCCACAAAGAACCGACACAGGUCUGGAAAACCAGCUCACUAUCCAUUUCCCCAGAAGAAACAUCCCAGGAUCUCCCAAGCUGCCCGGAACCUGGGCUUAUAUGGCCCACCCUGA
This is a messenger RNA of Peromyscus californicus insignis, 726 nucleotides long. It is a transcript of the gene CUNH9orf152, whose product is annotated as chromosome unknown C9orf152 homolog. The record is from RefSeq and is a predicted model, not a curated record. NCBI's taxonomy places the organism in Eukaryota, Metazoa, Chordata, Mammalia, Rodentia, Cricetidae. The coding region runs from base 1 to 726 and encodes 241 amino acids. The transcript is spliced from 2 exons.